Messenger RNA from Miscanthus lutarioriparius, 2736 nucleotides. The record is from the annotation of a GenBank genome assembly. NCBI's taxonomy places the organism in Eukaryota, Viridiplantae, Streptophyta, Magnoliopsida, Poales, Poaceae.
AUGGCGUGCGCGGUGCUGGUGCUGUGCGUGGGCUGUGCCGUCGCCGUGGACGAGCAGGGGGCGGCGCUGCUGGCGUGGAAGGCCACACUGCGCGGCGGCGAUGCGCUGGCCGACUGGAAGCCGACCGACGCGUCGCCGUGCCGGUGGACGGGCGUGACGUGCAACGCGGACGGGGGCGUCACGGAGCUGAGCCUGCAGUACGUCGACCUGUUCGGCGGCGUGCCGGCGAACCUGACCGCCCUGGGCUCCACGCUGUCCCGGCUCGUCCUUACCGGCGCGAACCUGACGGGGGCCAUACCGCCGGAGCUCGGCGAGCUGCCGGCGCUGGCACACCUCGAUCUCAGCAACAAUGCGCUCACGGGGCCAAUACCGGCGGGGCUGUGCCGGCCGGGGAGCAAGCUCGAGACGCUGUACCUCAACUCCAACCGCCUGGAGGGCGCCCUGCCGGACGCCAUCGGUAACCUCACCUCUCCGGGAGCCUCAUCAUCUACGACAACCAGCUCGCCGGCAAGAUACCGGCGGCCAUCGGCCGGAUGGCCAGCCUUGAGGUGCUCCGUGGCGGCGGGAACAAGAACCUCCAGGGCGCUCUUCCUACCGAGGUCGGCAAUUGCUCCCCAGCUCACCAUGAUCGGCCUCGCCGAGACUAGCAUCAACGGGCCGCUGCCGGCGAGCCUCGGCCGGCUCAAGAACCUCACCACGCUGGCCAUUUACACGGCGCUGCUCUCCGGCCCGAUACCGCCGGAGCUCGGCCAGUGCACAAGCCUGGAGAACAUCUACCUCUACGAGAACGCGCUGUCCGGGUCCAUCCCGGCGCAGCUCGGCAGGCUCAAGAGGCUCACCAACCUGCUGUUGUGGCAGAACCAGCUCGUCGGCAUCAUCCCGCCGGAGCUCGGGUCGUGCCCCGGGCUCACCGUCGUCGACCUGUCGCUCAACGGACUCACCGGCCACAUCCCGGUGUCUUUCGGCAACCUGCCGGCGCUGCAGCAGCUGCAGCUUAGCGUGAACAAACUCUCCGGCACGGUGCCGCCUGAGCUCGCCCGGUGCAGCAACCUCACUGACCUCGAGCUCGACAACAACCAGCUAACCGGCAGCAUUCCUGCCGUGCUCGGUGGCCUCCCGUCGCUGCGCAUGCUCUACCUCUGGGCCAACCAGCUGACGGGCACGAUCCCGCCGGAGCUCGGCCGGUGCACGAGCCUCGAGGCGCUCGACCUGUCGAACAACGCGCUGACCGGCCCCAUCCCGCAGUCCCUCUUUGCUCUGCCACGGCUUUCCAAGCUACUGCUCAUCAACAACAACUUGUCCGGCGAGUUGCCGCCGGAGAUUGGCAACUGCACGACUUGCUCUCUCCAGUACCUCGACCUCUCCUACAACGUCAUCGGAGGCACUCUCCCGUCGGACAUCGGCAUGCUCACCUCGCUGACGAAGCUCAUCCUCAGCGGCAACCGGCUGUCAGGAUUCCGGGCUGAGAUUGCUCUCAACCUCAGCUGCAACAGCUUCACCGGCACAGUCCCGGCAGAGUUCACCAGGCUUGUCAGGCUCGGGGUGCUCGACGUGUCGCAUAACCAGCUGUCCGGCGAUCUCCAGACCCCGUCCGGGCUCCAGAACCUCGUGGCGCUCAACAUAUCCUUCAACGGCUUCACGGGCCGGCUGCCGGAGACGGCGUUCUUCGCAAAGCUACCGGCGAGCGACGUCGAGGGCAACCCGGCGCUGUGCCUCUCCUGGGUGCGCGGGCGACGCUGGCGACCGCGAGCGCGACGCGCGCCAAGCGGCGCGCACGGCGAUGGCCGUGCUGCUCUCCGCCCUCGUCGUCCUCCCCGUGUCCGCGGCGCUCGUCCUCGUCCUCGUCGGCGGCACCAGCGCCGCGCGCGCCGGCUGGGAGAAGGACGGCAGAUGUUCCGCCAUGGAACGGUGGUCCGGCUCGGUGUACCGCGCGAGCCUCCCGUCGAGCGGCGUGACCGUCGCCGUGAAGAAGUUCCAGUGGUGCGACGCGGCGUCCGCGGAAGCGUUCGCCUGCGAGGUGAGCGUGCUCCCCGGGUGCGCCACCGCAACGUCGUCCGGCUGCUGGGGUGGGCGGCCAACCGCCGCACGCGCCUCCUGUUCUACGACUACCUCCCGAACGGCACCUCGGCGACCUUCUCCACGGCGGCGGCGCACGGGCGGCGGCGGCACGGCGGCGCCGCCGUGGUCGAGUGGGAGGUGCGGCUCGCGAUCGCCGUCGAGUACGGCUGCAUGACCAAGAUCACGACGAAGAGCGACGAUGUACAGCUUCGGCGUGGUGCUGCUGGAGAUGAUCACGGGGCGGCGGCCGCUGGACCACCGUUCGGCGAGGGGCAGAGCGUGGUGCAGUGGGUGCGCGACCAUCUCUGCCGGAAGCGGGAGCCCCUGAGAUCAUCGACGCGAGGCUGCAGGGGCCGGCCGGACACGCAGGUCCAGGAGAUGCUGCAGGCGCUGGGCAUCGCGCUGCUCUGCGCCAGCCCGCGGCCCGGAGGACCGGCCGAUGAUGAAGGACGUGGCGGCGCUGCUGCGUGGCAUCCAACACGACGACAGCAGCAUCGAGGCGCGGAAAGCUGGAGGCGGAGGAGCGGAGGCCGAGGCCGCCGGGGCGAGAAGUGGGCCGACCUGAAGCAGCCCAUUUCUCCGACCAAAUUGAUGGCUCCUCACGCCCAACCAGCCCAGGGCCAGGCUCAGGGCCGGACAAGUUCUGGGUCUCAAAGCCUGCUCAAGAACAGGGAGUGA